AUGGAGCUCGCCCCCAAGGCUCUGCAGCUCGUGCUGCCCGCCGCGGUGGCUCGCUACCUCCCUGUGCUCCUGUUCGGCCAGCACCUGGAGGAUGACGUUCUGCGCGGCCUCAAGAUCGUCAACCAAAUUGGCCGAGGGAUUGUGGGGCUGGUGCUGGGCUCGGCGGUGUUCCACGUGAUCGUCGUCCUGUUCGGAGCCCCUGUGGUUGAUCUGUGGAUGCAGACGCUGCUGUUGGCUGUGCUGCUGUCGAGUUGUGUGACGAUGCCAUUGGCGCUGCAUUUGGGGUGUGCGCCACGGAAGUGGCUCGACCUGCUGCUGGAGCUCAGUGUGGGCAACGCGCUGGAGCUGUAUCUUGUGUGCUCGUCCAUUGGUGCAAUGCUGGGGGCGUAUGUUGGUGCUCUCCCCAUUCCGCUGGACUGGGAUCGACCGUGGCAGCAAUGGCCAUUGACUUGCGUGUAUGGAGCAUUGAUCGGACACACGGCGGGAAUCCUCGUCAGUGUUGUGAUGGGAGCCACCUUGAUGUCAUACUCUGGAAAGUCUACGAAGAAGGACUAAUGUCGAAUGCUAACACAACUCGACUGGAAUGCAACUAUACUUAGUAUACAGUAAUGCGGAUUAAUUUGCUUUCGUCGCUAUUGCGUAGAA
Molecule: messenger RNA, 645 nt
Organism: Phytophthora sojae
Lineage: Eukaryota; Oomycota; Peronosporomycetes; Peronosporales; Peronosporaceae
Exons: 6
Coding region: 1-555 (184 amino acids)
Biological process (GO): GPI anchor biosynthetic process
Cellular component (GO): endoplasmic reticulum membrane
Source: RefSeq, a predicted model, not a curated record